AUGGCGGCCUUUGUUGUCAUGUGAACGGCCAGCCCCGGGUCUUCUUCUGUCGGACUGGGGCCAGGGUCACGGCUCUUCUCAAUCACCUCCGUCAGUUGUUGUGUCAGCGAGGAGAGGCCCCGCUGGUUUGAUGUAGAUGGCUGGGAUCUUCCGGCGAUGCUCGCCCUCUUGGCAGCCCGUCAGAGUGGCUGCGAUGAUCCGCUGCGAGUGAGGAGAGCCGAAUGUACGAGAAGGGUAGUAAAUUUAGAAUUGAACAAAGACCGGGAUGUGCAGAGAAUCCAUGGAAGUGGAAUUAAUACUCUUGACAUUGAUCCUGUUGAUGGAAAAUACAUGCUGUCCGGGGGAUCAGAUGGCAUAAUUGCAAUAUAUGAUUUGGAGAAUGUCACUAAAAAACUACAGUAUACGUGCAAGGCAAUUUGUACAGUGGGCAGGUCCCAUGGCCAUGUGCACAAAUAUAGCGUGGAGACUGUUCAGUGGUAUCCUUGUGACACUGGCAUGUUUACAUCCAGCUCGUUUGAUAAAACUUUGAAAAUAUGGGACACAAACAGACUUUUGCCUGCUGAAGUGUUCAGCUUUGAAGGAACAGUUUACUGUCAUCAUAUGUCUCCAAUUGCAACCAAACACUGCCUGAUAGCUGCAAAUACCGCUCAUAAUGGACGUGUUAAUGGUCUGUGCUUUACUAGUGAUGGGCUUCACCUUUUAACUAUUGGCACAGAUGAUCGCAUGAGACUAUGGAAUAGUUCCACAGGACACAAUACUCUGGUAAAUUAUGGAAGGGUAUCUAAUGAAAGCCGUAAAGGUCUCAAGUUUACAGUAUCCACUGGAUGCAGCCCAGAUUUUGCUUUUGUUCCUGUUGACAGUUGUAUUGCUGUGUAUGACAUCUACUCUGGACAACUGCUAACUGAACUCCGGGGACAUUAUAAUUACGUAAACUGCUGCACAAUUCAGUCUGAUUUCCAAGAACUUUAUAGUGGUGGCAGUGAUGUUAAUAUUUUAGCGUGGAUUCCUGAUCUUGGACGAACAAGUGUGGAAAAUGAUGAACCGAAAGGGUCUGCAGUUGGGACUUCUCAGAGCCUCACCUUCCAGGAUGAUUGGAGCAGCAGUGAUGAAGAAAACUGAAAUACAGUUUACUGUCUCGGAGCAUCAAAAAACUCUUAAUGUAUGUAUAUACAGCUAUAGAAUAGCUCACAUCUGUUCAAAUGUAGAAUGACAAUCAGAUGAAGCACUUGCAAUUCUAAUGACUUAGUGGGUAUACCUUUGAUGGUAUGAAGCCAUAGAAACCUGGAUUGAUUACAGGACUGAUCUGCAGUUACUGACCUCAGUGCUGUAGUGGUGCUACAACAGGUCCUUCUCCCUGAUCUUGGAAGAGAGAAUAAAUACCAGCAUUGUUUCCAACUAUUGACUGUUGCCUAAUUACCCCAUUGAAAACAUGUUUAUUUGGAUCAUAGUCAGAUAAUGUGCUGAAAGUCACGUCCGGAUUCAUUUAUAAGAGAGAUAAGAUAUUUGAAACCUGCCGGUCCUUGUGGGGAAAAAAGCACAGUAUGGAAUUGAUUCCUGCUGGGCACAGAAGAUGAAAAUAUAAUUAAUUAUGAAGAUUUAAAACAUGAGAUACUGUAAAAUAUUUAGAAUAUUGCUCUUAUUAGUUUCCAGUGCUUACCCUUUUAAUAAUUGACCAGUUCUCUUCACCAAAAAAAUAACGUUGCAUACUUCCAAGUUGAAUGAUUCUUUAUAACAAUCAAUUUCACCAAUCUCAACCAGGUAGUUUCUGGCUCCAUGCAUGAUGCCAGCACACACACAUUCAUAGGCUUGGUCUAUAAUUUAAAUAACUGGAAUUAACUGGGUUUUGUUGCAACAAAUUUGCAUCCAAAUGGUCAUUAGAGUCACAUGAUGUUGCUGGAUAAACUCAAGUAUGUCGUGGUUGCACAGUUGACUGGUCCACUUGGUUCCUUCAAUUUUCAGAUUACCAUUUGCAGUUGUCCAAAGAUUUUUGUGUUUGUGAUGAAGGCUGGUAACUAUGUUGUUAAAGUACUUAUUUAGAAAUUGGAAAGUUGAAUUACUGGAAAUGAUUCGACUCCCAGAAUAUAGAGUGCAUUAAACAUUUUUAUACAUAUAGACAAAAUGAAGUGUUUGUUUUGAAAAGAACUUUUUUUAAACUUGAAAGGCUGAAAGAUUGAAUACUGGGGAUUAAGUUUAAAUGUUGAAUUUGUGCAUUUUAAAUCUGUUCUGUGAAAAAAAUUUGCCAACUAGACAAAGUUUUUGAAAGUCAAUACAAUAAAAUCAAACCAAAAACAAAUUUUACUCAUUUUAUAUUUAACAAUAACA
This is a messenger RNA of Chiloscyllium plagiosum (whitespotted bambooshark), 2322 nucleotides long. RefSeq names its product excision repair cross-complementation group 8 (gene ercc8). Lineage: Eukaryota; Metazoa; Chordata; Chondrichthyes; Orectolobiformes; Hemiscylliidae. The record is from RefSeq and is a predicted model, not a curated record. Gene Ontology annotation, biological process: transcription-coupled nucleotide-excision repair; protein polyubiquitination; proteasome-mediated ubiquitin-dependent protein catabolic process. Gene Ontology annotation, cellular component: Cul4A-RING E3 ubiquitin ligase complex; nucleotide-excision repair complex. Gene Ontology annotation, molecular function: protein binding.